AUGCCCAACGCUAAAUUUACCCCGAUCGAUACCCCCGAAACAGAACUGCAAGCAGCCGAAGCUCAAGAACUGGAUUACAAUUCAGCACCAUUACUUGAAAUAUCGCAACGUGGUAUUUUCUUGAUAUAUGCAGCUCUAAGGGGCGCAGCAACAUUGAAGGCAAGAGAAUUGAAAGAGAUGUGGAAUAUUAGUGCUGUGACACCACUAGAAAAAAGCAUAGGAAUCGGAAUAUGCGGCGGUAAAGCCAAUACUAACAGUAGUUCUAGCACUAGUGAUAGUGGUGGAGAGAUUAUCAAUGCAGAUAAUUUUCUAAAUGCUUGCAGUCAAGAACUCCUUGCUCGAGGAACUGAAUUACUCAAACGCACCCGCAAAGGUGAUCUUCACUGGAAAAUAGUUUCUGUUUAUAUACAUCGAACCGGCCAGGUGAUGUUGAAAAUGAAAAACAGACAUGUUGCAGGAACAAUUACAAAAAAGAAAAAGAAUGUUGUGUUAGAUGUGUGCAUGAAUUUAGCAGCAUGGCCGGGAAGGCAUCUAUUAGAGGAUGGUGAGAAAAGAAGGUACUUUGGAUUGAAGACAGAAUCAAGAGGUUUAGUUGAGUUUGAAUGUAUAAAUCAAAGAGAAUAUGAAUUGUGGACUCAAGGUGUUUCAAGGCUUCUUUCAAUUGUUUCACAUAGGAAAAACAGAAAUGGGAUCUAA
This is a messenger RNA of Vicia faba (fava bean), 696 nucleotides long. The record is from the annotation of a GenBank genome assembly. Lineage: Eukaryota; Viridiplantae; Streptophyta; Magnoliopsida; Fabales; Fabaceae.